UCAGAAAAUAUUGGGCGUUUGCUGAUAUGGCAAUCGUGUCCUUCGGUCCCUUCGCCAUCCUCCUCUUCGCCAAUGUCGUGUUGCUGUGGAAGGUGGUGGCCUCGGUGAAGAGUGCCCGCCACACACUGGCCGCUGGUCAGUCAGGACAGGUGAGAGACCGCGAGAAGAAGACGUCCUCCAUGACGGUUACCUUGAUCACCUUGUCUGUCGCCUUCUUCGUGCUGACGGCCCCCGUGCGCAUCUUUCUCCUCACCUACGCCUUUUUCUUAUCUUUCAAGAAUAUGGCGGAUGUGGAGUAUUUGAACCUGAUUUCAGAGGCUCUCAACCUCGUGUUUGUGUUGAACAGCUCUAUCAACUUUUACCUGUAUUGUCUCAGCGGCCAGAGAUUUCGGACCGAGUUCCUUUCGCUGUUUUCUUGCAUAUCGGGGCGGAGAGAAAAGACUUCAGUUUGUAGCCAGUCGAGUGUCAAAACUCUCGACACGGAAACAGACUACAAACAGCUUAAAGGUGCUUCUCAGUGAAGUUAAACCCGCGUUUAAUUUUGAUGGAUUUUAGUUCAAAGAAAUACGGAU
This is a messenger RNA of Pomacea canaliculata, 572 nucleotides long. RefSeq names its product probable G-protein coupled receptor 139. The record is from RefSeq and is a predicted model, not a curated record. The transcript has a single exon. Gene Ontology annotation, cellular component: membrane. Bases 27 to 521 code for a protein of 164 amino acids. Lineage: Eukaryota; Metazoa; Mollusca; Gastropoda; Architaenioglossa; Ampullariidae.